This is a messenger RNA of Ostertagia ostertagi, 348 nucleotides long. The record is from the annotation of a GenBank genome assembly. NCBI's taxonomy places the organism in Eukaryota, Metazoa, Nematoda, Chromadorea, Rhabditida, Trichostrongylidae.
AUGAUGAUUCGUGAUGUGGUCGAGUCCUUGUACAGACAUAAGAGUACUUUGGAGACGUUGUUCCGAUUCAUGGACAAGGACAACUCCGGACAAGUGUCGAUGCAGGAAUUCAUCGACCGCAAUUCAGAUAAAAAACUGCAAUCCAUAUCCAGCACUGGUUUUCUGCCCGGAGAACAAAAUAUCAUCAUUGAUCUUAAGGUGCUGGGAAAGUACACAAAGCGAUCGCUGUCAGCCGACUAUGUAGCCGAAAUUGCCGAAAGCAUCGACUUCAACAAGGAUGGUUUCAUCGAUCUCAACGAGUUGUUGGAAGCGUUCCGAAUAGUGGAUCAACAAAAUGGACUAGCCUAG